AUGGCCGCUUCCACUUAUUUUGUAACCUGCUGUUCAAGGCGACAUGGGUUAUGGUUCCGAUUGCGGAGGCUGAUCAUCUGGCUGCUGGGAGUGUACAUAGCCAUUCCAUUUCUAGUAAAACUUUGCCCUGCUAUUCAGGCGAAGCUGGUCUUCCUAAACUUUGUGAGGGUCCCAUAUUUCAUUGACUUGAAAAGACCACAAGAUCAGGGUUUAAACCACACCUGUAAUUAUUACCUUCAGCCAGAGGAGGAUGUGACCAUUGGAGUCUGGCAUACGGUCCCUGCAGCCUUAUGGAAGAAUGCCAGAGGGAAGGACCAGCUGUGGUUUGAAGAUGCUUUGGGUUCCAGCCAUCCUGUGAUCCUUUACUUGCACGGCAAUGCGGGAACAAGAGGAGGGGAUCACCGUGUGGAGCUUUAUAAGGUCCUCAGCUCCCUUGGGUACCACGUGGUCACAUUUGAUUAUCGAGGCUGGGGUGAUUCAGUAGGCAGCCCGUCGGAGAGGGGAAUGACCUACGAUGCCCUUCAUGUGUUUGACUGGAUAAAAGCAAGAAGUGGAGACAACCCUGUCUAUAUAUGGGGACACUCCUUGGGCACAGGGGUCGCAACAAACCUAGUGAGGCGCCUUUGUGAGAGAGAAACACCCCCUGAAGCCCUGAUACUGGAAUCUCCGUUCACCAACAUACGUGAGGAGGCACGAAGUCAUCCCUUUUCUGUGAUAUACAGAUACUUUCCAGGGUUUGACUGGUUCUUCCUUGACCCCAUCACGACAAGUGGAAUUAAAUUUGCAAAUGAUGAGAAUGUGAAGUACAUUUCCUGCUCCCUGCUCAUCCUUCACGCUGAGGAUGACCCGGUGGUACCGUUUCAUCUGGGAAAGAAGCUUUACAACAUUGCUGCGACGUCGCGGAGUUUCCGAGACUACAAGGUGCAGUUUGUCCCGUUCCACACAGACCUCGGCUACCGGCACAAGUACAUCUACAGGAGUCCAGAGCUACCUCGAAUACUGCGGGAAUUCCUGGGAAUACCUGAACAAGAGCAUCAUCACUGAAGACUGGCUGUUUGGCAGCACAGAGGUUUCCUUUCUUUUCUUCCUCUCUCCUCAUUUUCCUCCCCUCUCCCUGUGGGUCAGUCUGCCAUUCUUCCAUCCCUGGCACUAGAGGAGAUCAGGAGUUCCCACUCUGGUCCUGAUGUGUACCCUUGGCAACUCCAGCUCCUGACAUCAGCACCUGUGAUGGUAGAAGGAGGAUACGGUUGGCUUCUUUUUUGACGUGGAUGGAGGGGUGACAACAACCCAGGAGCUGGUACCAAACAGUGAACAAGUAAGCACAACGGAGCCUGGCCAAUCCAGAGUGGUACUGCUGAGGACAGACACGCCUUGGAUGUGUGUCAUGACCAACGGUGUUUCUUUCACUUUUAAACACUGCUGCUGGUUUUUGGAUCACGUAGAGACUCUUUUGUUGGCAAAUGGCUUUUGCAGUGUCUCCAUACCACAGUUGUCUUGCUUGAGUUUGAGGUGUUUUCUUUCUAGGAAAUACAUGUUUUUUGCCUUCCCUUUUUGCUAAGUAGCUGUAAUUACAAAUCCACUAAAGAUCCAGGUGAUGAGAGGUAUUUUUAUUUAGCUCUUGAGUCACAGUGUGUUGCAAGUGUUGAGCUAAUUGCACACAUUUCGGAAAUAAAGUGAAAGCUUUUUUUUUUUUCUCUUUAAACAUCUCUUUAAUGGAAAAGAUUAAUGCCCUUUUAUCUUCUCUGUAGGCUUUUUUUUUUUUCCUGAACAUUUCUGCUCCCAUUUCUAUUAUCCUCAGUGGAGCUCCUCCCCUUUUUCACAUGCACUUUUUAAUAGGAUUGAAGUGGUUGCUGUAGAUAAAUUACAAGCUUUGGGCAUUAAACUGGAAAGCAUGAGGUUAUUUUGCCUGACUUUCCUCUUCCAGGAGCAUGGGCCCAGGGUGUGAGAGUGGAUGUGUUCUGUAUUCCUCGUACAUACCUGGACAGAUACGUGCUUUCUGUGGGGGGAAGGGCUUUUUUAUUUUCUCUUAUUUACUUUUUAAUUCCUUAGAUCAAAUUUUCCAGGAUCUGUGGCUAUGCUGUUCCUCUGUAGUUAAGAGCAGGCAGUGAUACUUAGUUCUCGAUGCAAAAACAAGGCUGGGUUUCCUCCCCAUCUCUCCCUCCACUUCCCUUCUACAUCCUGGGCACCACAGGCAAUUCCAGCAGCUGCUUUCUCAGCUCACCUCAGUGCUGUGGUUGGAAAGAGAAGUGGAAAUGAGUCCUCUUCCAUGGAGAUACAUUCUGGGGAUGUCCUUACACUGCUUCGGGCUACCACAGGCCUCUUUUAUGCUGCUGUUGAGCUCUGCACUGAGAGGGGAGAGAGUCUUCUGCAGGCUUGGCGGUGUCCUGCUGGGUCCCUGUCAGGUUACAGCCAAUUCCAGGUGCUGUAGGUUUGACACUAGUGCUCAGAAGCAGAUGGUGCUGCCUGAAAGGGUCCAUUCAGGGGUGUACAGCAUAGUAGAAACUGCUCGGCAUGCAUCCAGGUUAGACCUGCUCAUACUACUUGCAAAGCAGACAGUAGCUUGUUCUUGUACUGAGAUUCUUCUGCUCUAACGUGGUUAUUCCUGAAGUUUCUGACCUAUGAUACUCAUAAGCUAACUGUGCCACUUAAAUUAUGUUUAAUGCACUUGUAUUUAUUGCACUGACAAGAAGAGAAACACUUACUUGGCUCUGUAGAGAGGGACCUGUACAUUCCAGCUAAUGCUGCUGCUGGCAGUGGGCUUGGGCUGCCUCCUGCCCUGGGGCAGCACAGGAACUGUGGAUGUUGGUGAUCCCAGCACCUCCAUUCUUUUUCAGAGGCCGGUGAUAAGCUUGGAAAUUAGAACUGAAAUGUUUAUCUCAAAGUGGUGUAGUUUUAAUAAAGGCAUUGAUUGCUGAUCAUUUCA
Messenger RNA from Meleagris gallopavo (turkey), 2923 nucleotides. Lineage: Eukaryota; Metazoa; Chordata; Aves; Galliformes; Phasianidae. The record is from RefSeq and is a predicted model, not a curated record.